Colletotrichum lupini is the source of this 1404-nucleotide messenger RNA. RefSeq names its product endoglucanase-4. Gene Ontology annotation, cellular component: extracellular region. Gene Ontology annotation, biological process: carbohydrate metabolic process. The transcript has a single exon. Gene Ontology annotation, molecular function: cellulose binding. The record is from RefSeq and is a predicted model, not a curated record. Bases 1 to 1404 code for a protein of 467 amino acids. Lineage: Eukaryota; Fungi; Ascomycota; Sordariomycetes; Glomerellales; Glomerellaceae.
AUGGGCAACCGUAAGACACCUGGCCUUCUCGCCAUCUUGGCAUCUGCUGUUUCGGUCGCUGCUCACGGCCAUGUCACCAACAUUGUCGUCAACGGCGUCUCAUACCGCAACUACAUCCCCGUCCAGGACCCAUACACCAACAACCCUCCUCUCGUAGCCGGCUGGACGAUAGAUCAACGCGACAACGGCUUUGUCGCACCUGACGCUUAUAAUGCUCCGGACAUUAUCUGCCACAGACAAGCAGUUUCUGGCAAGGGCCGGAUCACAGUUGCUGCCGGUGAUACUGUGCAGCUUCAAUGGACGGAAUGGCCUGACAGUCACAAGGGCCCCGUUAUGGACUUCCUGGCAAACUGUAAUGGACCUUGCAACGCCAUCGAUAAGACAGCACUCAAGUUCUUCAAGAUUGACGGCGCAGGUUUGAUCAACCCUCCCCAGCAGACAAACCAGUGGGCAGCAACCGUGUUGAUCAAUAACGGCAACGCCUGGUCCGUCCGUAUCCCACCCAAUGUUGCUCCAGGCCACUACGUUCUUCGUCACGACAUCAUUGCCCUUCACAGUGCCGGCCAGCAGAACGGGGCGCAAAGUUACCCUCAGUGCAUCAACCUGGAGAUCACCGGCUCCGGAACGGAUAAUCCUGCUGGAGUACCAGGAACCGCUCUCUAUGGCGCCAACGACCCCGGUAUCCUGUACAACAUCUACCGAGACAACCUCAACGACUAUGUCAUUCCUGGUGGUGCCAUCAUCUCAGGUGGUGUUUCAAUGCUCCCUCAAUCUAGGAUUCAGAUCACGGCAUCUGGUAGUGCUACCCCUUACGGUACAACGAUUCGUGCAAGCUCAGUUAUCACAGCCUCAGCUAGUGCCUCAACUUCAAGUUCUGUUACUGCCGUUGUCAGUAGCAGGUCUUCAAGCACAAUCAGCUUCGGCAACUCUACUUCGGAUACUACUACCCUGAUCCAAACUUCUACUACUGCUGCUACGACGACAAUCACUCUAACUCGCACAAGUUCGACCUCAAGCUCAAGCCCCAGCUCAAGUAGUAAAAUCAGCACCAGCAACAACUCCCCAACCAGCGCCACGAGAACACCGUCUCAGACACCAUCGCCAACCACCUUCCAGACCAUGACCACGACGGCACCAUCCGCAGGAGAACCGACUCAGAACUUGUACGGCCAGUGCGGUGGCAUGAACUACGCUGGUCCGACCAGGUGCCCAGACUACGCGACUUGCACCACCAUCAACCCGUACUACGCGCAAUGUUCUCCGGCUCCUGUACCUGCGGGAGCUCAGUCUCUGUACGGACAGUGUGGCGGCAUCAACUGGCCUGCUGAGAGCCCGACGUCUUGUGUCCCUGGCGCUACUUGCAAGACGGCCAACCCGUACUACGCCCAAUGUACUCCAGCAUGA